Messenger RNA from Tricharina praecox, 1818 nucleotides. RefSeq lists its product as uncharacterized. Gene Ontology annotation, biological process: mRNA splicing, via spliceosome; spliceosomal tri-snRNP complex assembly. The transcript is spliced from 2 exons. The record is from RefSeq and is a predicted model, not a curated record. The coding region runs from base 1 to 1818 and encodes 605 amino acids. Gene Ontology annotation, cellular component: precatalytic spliceosome; U4 snRNP; U4/U6 x U5 tri-snRNP complex. Lineage: Eukaryota; Fungi; Ascomycota; Pezizomycetes; Pezizales; Pyronemataceae.
AUGGCCGAAUCGUCGUUAGCCGCCGACUUACUUGCCGAUUUCAACGACUCUGAUGAGGAGGAGGUUGACGAGAAUGGUACUCCCGAGAUUUCCAACGACCUUAUCGACCAGCCUAAUGGCCGUCACUCCAGAUCGCGCGACUUGAUGGAACUCGAUGGCGACCAAGGGCCCGGCAAUGACGAAGACGAAGAGAUGACAGGGAUGGAGCGGCUGGGACAAACGAAAGGGAAGGGAGAGUUGUCGAUAGACGACGACGAGGAGACGACAAAGGCGAAGGUCGAGAGCAUGCACCUAGUUGAUGUAGACGAUGUCCGGAGCGUCGCGGGACUGAUGAAAGUCCUUGAACCGGUUUUGGAGAGAAUCAAUCACUACAAGUCGCUGCCUCCAACACAAACUUCCCUAGGAAAUGUCGAAGAUAACCCCGAAUACAAGCUGCUGGUGGAAUCAAACGCCCACGCAGUAUCAAUCGAUAAUGAAAUCAUCUUGGUUCACAAGUUCAUUCGCGACCAUUACGCGAUCCGCUUCCCGGAGCUCGAAACUCUUGUGCAAAACCCUCUUGACUACGCCAAAUGCGUUUCGAUAAUCGGAAACAAUCUCGAUAUUAAAGCUUUGGAGGAACAAAAUGGACACAAGCUGCGAUCUGUUCUUGACGGACCGACACUCAUGAUUGUUACUGUUGAAGCUACGACCAACGCUGGACGGCCGUUGACAGAAAAAGAGCUCGCGACUAUUAUGCGAGCCGCAGAUAUGUCAUUGGCGCUGGAUAGCGCAAAGCGAACCAUCACGGCAUACGUUGAGUCACGCAUGUCCAUCUUCGCGCCCAACACCUCAGCUAUCAUUGGCUCCCAAACUGCCGCACAGCUCAUUAACUUUGCAGGUGGUCUCCGCGGCUUAGCCGCCACCCCCUCGUGCAACAUUGCUGCGUUGGGCUCAAAACGCAACACCCAGGCUGGUCUCGCUACGAACAUCGGUAUCCGACAGCAGGGCUAUCUCUACCACUCUCCCGUAAUCCGACAAAUCCCGAAUGACUUGAAGAGGCAGGCCAUGCGGAUCGUCGCCGCCAAAGUCGUUCUGGCAAGUCGGAUCGACUUCUCACAUUCGUCCCCCGACGGCUCACAGGGAGAGGAGCUGAAGGAACAGGUUCUCGAAAAAUUGGAGAAGCUCACAAUCCCACCGCCCAAUAAAGGAACCCGGGCACUUCCGGCACCGGAUGACAAGCCGUCUCGGAAACGUGGUGGACGGAGAGCUAGAAAGGCAAAGGAAGCAACCGCCAUGACGGAUCUCCGGAAGGCGCAGAACCGGAUGGCAUUCGGCCGGCAGGAGGAGGAGACCAGCUACGGCAUCGGCGACUCCACUAAGGGCAUGGGGAUGAUCGGCCAGCAACAGAACGGCCGAGUCAGGGCAUUGCAAGUCGAUCAACGCACGCGUGCCAAGCUUGGAAAGAACAAUCCUGGUUGGGCUGGAGUCGGCAGUGUUGCUGGUGGCGCACAGAGUCUCCUGCGCGGUUCUUCGUCUUCCAACCACGCACCCGGAUUGGCAGCACUGGGCGGAAGAGGCAUCAUGGCGGGUACGAGUGGUUCCGCGAGUGGAACCGCGUCUUCGCUUGCGUUCACCCCGUUCCAGGGCAUCGAACUUAUUGAUCCCAAGAAGCAGGAGGAGCGUAAGAGGAAGGCGGCAGCAGAGGAGGAAAGGUAUUUCAGUGGAGGAACGUUCACGCAGGUGGGAUCUGGGAGCAUGUUGCCGCCUGCGAAGAAGCAGGAUUCGGGUAAAGGCAAAGGAGGCCUGAUGUUGCCGCCACCUUUGCCGAGGAAGUCAUAA